Messenger RNA from Quercus lobata, 1272 nucleotides. RefSeq names its product fatty acid desaturase 4, chloroplastic-like. The transcript has a single exon. Lineage: Eukaryota; Viridiplantae; Streptophyta; Magnoliopsida; Fagales; Fagaceae. The coding region runs from base 165 to 1091 and encodes 308 amino acids. The record is from RefSeq and is a predicted model, not a curated record.
UUACAUAACACCACGAAUCCUCUAUACCCACCGCAUCAUUAGUCCUCUAUCUCUCUUCUCCACAAGACAACCAACACUGUCCACAGCCACUAUUUUAUGUUUAUGUGUCACAUAUAUUGUCCCUCCAUUAGAACUAAAAAUUGGUUCUAUUGAACACUUUUCCAAUGUCAAUCUUAGCUCAACAUAAAUACCCUCUGAGUUCCAAACAUCAUGUCUACACGUGCCUCUCUCCGUGCCUCCGCACACGUGUGCAUUGCUUGGCCACUACUACUACCUCCACCAAGCCUAGGCCGAACCUUGACCAAUUAGUCAUUGAACCACAGCUGAACCCCUCACAAACCUUGGUCACAUCACCUCCUAGCCGCCCCAUUCUUAAUGACCCAAGUUUGAGAUCAACAUGGGCUCAUCGUGCAUGGGUAGCAAGUGGGUGCACCACAGUGAUGAUCUCUCUAGCAAAGUCAAUAAUGGGUGCAGCAGAAUCACACAUGUGGCUUGAGCCCAUUUUAGCAAGCUUGGUUGGCUACAUUUUAGCUGACCUUGGGUCCGGAGUGUACCAUUGGGGUAUUGACAAUUAUGGAAGUGCCUCAACUCCAAUUUUUGGUGCCCAAAUAGAUGCAUUUCAAGGUCACCAUAAGUGGCCAUGGACAAUCACUCGGAGACAGUUUGCAAACAAUCUACACGCCCUUGCUCGUGCCGUGACAUUCACAGUGCUACCAAUGGACCUUGCUAGUAAUGAUCCAAUAUUUCUUGCUUUUGUUGGUGUGUGCUCGGGUUGCAUUAUGUUUAGCCAGCAAUUUCAUGCUUGGGCUCACACAACUAAGAGUCGGCUUCCAGCAUUGGUGAUUGCAUUGCAAGAUAUGGGAUUGCUUGUGUCACGUUCACAACAUGCUGAUCAUCACAGGUCACCUUAUAAUAAUAAUUAUUGCAUAGUGAGUGGUGUUUGGAAUGAAUUUUUGGAUAAGCAACAGGUUUUUGAAGCAUUGGAGAUGAUAUUGUUCUUUAAGCUAGGGGUGAGACCCAGGUCUUGGAGUGAGCCCAGUUCUGACUGGACCGAAGAGAUUGAGACCUCUUCUCAAAUUGCAGCCCACUGAUUUUUCAUCUUUUUACAUGUCUUUUCUUACUAGAAUGCAAAGAUUCAUGCCUUGUCGAUGGAUGCUCAUGUUCUUCCAAAUUUGCAGUGGAAGAUAGGUGGUUUGUGGAUAGAUUUAUUUGCAAAUUUUACAAGGUAUAUAUAAUUUAGUCUAUAAUUUAUUAUUGAAAUUUCUAUGAUUA